Molecule: messenger RNA, 756 nt
Organism: Strongylus vulgaris
Lineage: Eukaryota; Metazoa; Nematoda; Chromadorea; Rhabditida; Strongylidae
Source: the annotation of a GenBank genome assembly
GUUACCUUCGUGCUAGUAUUAGCUGCACGCGCACAAGACGUAGAGUUUCUACCAACAGCCCCGCAAACUGGGACAUUAGAACCAAUAAGUGGGCCUUCAGGAUUGCCAGUAGACUGGACUGGAAGAACAGGAGAGCCAGUAGAAUGGACUAGACCCACAGGACAAGCAAUAGAUUUUUCUGAAGCAACAGGAGAACCAUUGGGACCGUCAGGAGAACCGGGAGCAACAGGCGUAACUGGUGGACCUGUACCUACUGCGAAACCUAGAUUGCCAGUGGACUGGACUGGAAGAACAGGAGAGCCAACAGAAUGGACUGGACCCACAGGACAACCAGCAGAUUUUUCUGGAGCAACAGGGGAUCCAUUGGGACCGUCGGGAGAACCGGGAGCAACAGGCGUAACUGGUGAACCUGUACCUACUGCGGAACCUACUGAGGGCAUGUGCAGCAAUGCUGAUGUGAGUGAUCUAUUCAGAAAAACUGUAGUAGAACAGCAUAAUGCUUUGAGAUCUGAACUUGCACAAGGACAUGUAAGUAAUGGUAAGCCACAAGAUCCAGUCGUAAAUAUGCGAAGGGCAUCAAAGAUGAUGCAAUUGACGUACAACUGCGAUCUGGAAACAAAGGCUCUGAAGCGUGCUAAGGAAUAUAAACUAUCUCCCACUGCACCCGAAGGGGUUUCUGAAAAUGUAUUUGUGUAUAAAUUGGCAGAAGGAGAGAUAGCCUAUGACGUUCUAGCAAAACGAGUAUGUUUCCUCUAA